Messenger RNA from Mytilus californianus (California mussel), 1208 nucleotides. RefSeq lists its product as uncharacterized. NCBI's taxonomy places the organism in Eukaryota, Metazoa, Mollusca, Bivalvia, Mytilida, Mytilidae. The record is from RefSeq and is a predicted model, not a curated record. The transcript is spliced from 9 exons. The coding region runs from base 357 to 1208 and encodes 283 amino acids.
UGGCCGUUCAUGUCAAAAUAGCGAUGGUUCCAUCUAGAUGCAUUUUCCAUCUAGAUACUUCGCAUAACCAUCUAGAUGCUUCGCACAAGUAUCUAGAUAGUUCGUGUUAGUAUCUAGAUGCUUCGUUAAAGUAUCUAGAUGCUUCGUUGAAGUAUCUAGAUGCUUCGCUGAAGUAUCUAGAUGCUUCGUUAAAGUAUCUAGAUGGCCGAAAAGUCUUAAAAUCUUUAGUAUUCUGUCGUAUUCUAACCAAUUGAAUUUGCGUUUUCUUACUCUACUGAUUAACAAAUUUCGCGGGAUUUUAGAGAGGGAAACACGUAGUUUCUCUCCCCGUGAGCUUUAUUCCCCGCACAGCUGAUAUGUCGAAUCUUGAAAGAUACCAACAAUUGUUGAGAAGAAGCUUAAUUAGAAUUAGAGAAAGGACAGAGGAAGAAAAUGGUGACGAUAACGACUUUGUAACAGGAUUUGCUAAUUUUAGAACGCAGCAUGACAGUAGACCAGGUCAGACUGCAGCAGCAGGUGCAUACAGAAGGAGGACUAACCCAGUCUACUCAUUCAAAAUUGCAUGUUUGGACGGCCCUGAAUUCACCAAUGUCAGUCCCAUGAUGAUUAGACGCUUGAAUAAGUGUGGUUUAGGAUCCAGGAAGAUAGUAAUAUCCCGGAGUGACUCUGUAAUAAACUUUAAGAAGAGAGUCAUAGAACUCUUUCCAAAAUUGGAAAGGGUUGAUUUUGAGUUCUUCCAGGCAAAGUUGAGGGAGAAACACAGACUUGAACAAGUGGUGUUUAAUUCCUUAAAGGAUCUUAAGGCCAAAGUGAAAUUCACCCUCUAUAUUAAACCUGCACAACAGCUAAUCAAUAUUACUGAAGGUGAAUCGGAUGAAGAAGAGCUUCCACCAUUGUUCCCUCCCAGAAGAGAAAGACAAUCUGAUGAUGCUAAUUUGACAGCACAAGCGUCAACAUCUGACACACCAGAUUCGCCAAGAAGUCGCCAGAGAAAUAGUACACUGUCUCAACCAGGUACCAGUGGAGCAAGUACAACCGUUACAUCUGAGAGGUCAAAUUCCUCAUCCACUCAAAUAACCAGUACAUUGUCCUCACCUGGUAGAAAUAGAGCAACUGUAGCCCUGGAAGGCUCCAACACACCAUCAUCAAGAAGAGGCAGAGUCAUAGCAUCUCCUGUUGCAAGAAGAUCUAAUGAAAGUAGCUCCUGA